Molecule: messenger RNA, 3179 nt
Organism: Linepithema humile (Argentine ant)
Lineage: Eukaryota; Metazoa; Arthropoda; Insecta; Hymenoptera; Formicidae
Source: RefSeq, a predicted model, not a curated record
CAACCGGUCGACUUGGCCAGCUACGCUUUCUAUUUGCCGAUGGUGAUGAAUCAGCUGCUUGGUCCGGUGUCGAUGCUGAAUCCUAAGAGUAUUAAGCCAUCGGAGUUUCUGAAAGCACACGAAACUCAUUACGCAAAUUUAUCGGGGUUUACUAUGACACCGUUGCCUGAUAAGCUACCCACGGUAUCUAUCGAUUGCACCGUUGCUGGUCGUGUUGAAUAUUUCAACAAACUUCUGUUUAGAUUCAAUCUCGAGACUAACGAAUUGCGCGAUGAAUUAUCUAUAGAGAAUCGGAUAAAGCCGAGGGAUAUAGCGGUGUCGAUAAAUAUCGAAGAAUUUAACGAGAUUGAUUGCCCAUUCGCUAUCGAGUGGUCCCGCGGUGCGGAGAUCAGAAGAACAUCUGAUUCGAUCGAAUGUACCUUACGUCCUGGCGGCAGCGUCUUCUUUGUUCUGGAGUUCAAGCCGAGAAAACGCGGCAGCUUUAGUGCCGAGGCGCCGAUAUACGUUCGCGGCGAGCUCGACGACGGCGUGUUCAAUAAAUUACGUCUCGAGGGCGAGUUUCCCGCCAGUUCGAUCGACAUCGAGCCGACGGAGAUAUAUUUUACGCCUGUUCCUCUCGGUACGGCGAUAGAGGAAAAGUUCAGGAUCCGAGCGAGGCACUUUGAUAAUGCGGCGUUUAUACGACCGAACUUUCCGACGACGUCGCGAUGCUGCGGGGAUUACAAAGACGAGUUGUUACGCAUCGAAUUCCCGAACAGCACUAUCGUUCCUGCUUGUUCCUAUGAGAAAUAUAUACAAAGAAUAAUUACGAUAAUGGAAGAAUGGAUGUAUUCGGACGUGUUAAAAUUUCAUUUCUAUCCAAACAUUCCUCACGGCAUCACGGCAGCAUUUCUGAACAUCUACGUGAAGAGAAAAUCUAAUACAAGAGUUUUUAAACGUAAAAAUAAUGCGACUGUGCCAUCAUUUGUCGACGUGCUGGAAUCGCUCGUAGGAUCGGACAUUCGCCUUUAUCUGAAAGAGCAGUUGAAGCAAUUGUUACCCGAAAACGACAUUGAGAGAGUCAGUUAUGUCAGUUAUGUUCUUGAGUUGUACGAGAAGAUACUCGACUUUCUUCUAUCGCGAGGAGCGUAUUUAGUUCACGUUUCGCCGCAAUUUCUCCUACAUUACGACGAUUAUCUAAUUAGCAUUGACAUCAUACAGAAUAAUGCGCAAAAAAGAAAAUCUGAUGUAAUGCGCUCGCAAUGCGAGCAGUUGUCGCGGCAAUCAUUCGAACGGCAAAGCGAGCAAUCUUGGUUGGAUGUAAUUUUGCAGACGUAUAAGUGUUUUGUGCUCCGUGGAAUACACGAGCAUAAAUUUCGAGCGUUGCCGCUCGUCACGACGUAUUCCUCGAGAAAGUCCGCGAUGUAUCGGGAAUCGAUGGUGUCGUCUACAACGAGUUUGCCAAGGCAGUACGAACUUCACGAGAGAGCCAUUCAUAGUAUUGCGAAUCUGCCGAACGAUAGACUCACCCCCGGUGACCAAUGUCCGGAAGAAAAAUUUCUGCUGAAUUGGCUGCAAUUUCAUUACGAGCAACAACGCGCGCAAGAUUGGAUGACCGAUCGCCGUGUGAUCUUGAAUCCGCGGGAGAAGCAGGAUGUGACCGAAUAUCGCGCGAUUCAGAAUUUUCAUCGCGAUUUGUCGGACAGUCUGAUCCUGAUUGCGGUCACCGCGUCCUACUGUCCCUUCCUCAUCGACGAGUGCUUUAGCAAUUUAUAUAUUCGUCCGAGAAAUAAAGAAGAGGCAUUGCAUAAUGCUAUUUGCUUGGUCACCGCUUGGAGAAAGAUACGACUUGGCUUUAUAAUUACGCCGAUACAAGUAAUUAAUCCGAAUCAAGUACAAAUGUUAAUGCUAGUCGUCCAUCUUUUUCAAGCUUUGCCGACAUAUAUACCUUGCGCCAAGAUAAAAUUUAGCUGCCCGCUAUCCGAAACUGUAACCAAACAAAUAAGCGUGUCGAAUCCGACAGAUAAGACCGUAUAUUAUUUAUUGUCAUUCCUAAGCAAUGCCAAUUGUUUCUUCACUGUUUUAAAGCCCGUCUCGAUCUUGCGUUUGAACGCGCACGGCUCCGGCCAAGUGCAAAUACAGUUUCAUGCCAAGAAAAUACAGAAAAGCAAAGCGUACUUGUUGCUCUGCGGACGUGCUGUUGGACCAUAUUUCGGGAGAAAUCAGACUAUCGUCUUGGAGGGUUACGUCGAUAAUCUGAAAAUAACAAACGAGUAUGUUAUACGCAGCAAACUGUAUAAAAUCGUUGACAUAAAUCUCAGAAUCAACGUACCUUAUCGAAACGCGGCAGAGUAUGAUAUAUGGAUGACGGAAGAACGGCCGAGCCAUCCCUCGAUUCUAAAAAUGACACAAUGGUGCGAAUUACGUGCUAGAAAAAUACCGCGGAGACUUUUCUUGAAUCAUAAAUCAUUGAUCGUUACUGAAGGUGCAUCAGAAGCGAAUUUGUCGAUCACUGUAGCAUGUAUCGUAGCUAAGCAUCAAACUUUUUGGUUGAUCUUCCAAGCAAAGACGGGUGACUUUAUUAUCCAAAUAAACUCGAUUUGGCAAACAUCUGUCAAUGAUCACAUCGUCGUCGAGUGGACGACUCAAGGGGAAUGUGUUUGCUCCGAUUCGCGAAGCAUAAGAGAUGCUUGUCCGUUUAACAUUAACCUGCCUAUACCAUCGCGAAAUUCUCAGUUUUGGAAAUGCGUGGUCAAAAUGUUUGAGAAAACUCUUGAUUCUAGAGAACGCCAGUUUUGGGCCAAAUUUUUGUCCCAAUACUCGAGUACAUACAUUGAAUUAUGUUUAAUACGAUGGUUGAUGAGAGAUGAUGAUGAUUCCGCGGCUUUGGAAUUUGUCCAUAUUUUUAACACCACGGUCACGUAUAAAGUAACGAUUUCUGACAAAUUGAGUCCCCUUGUUGUACCAGAAUAUAUCACUAUUCAAGAUGUGAGACCGUCCAAUCAGCAAAUUCCAAUAAUUGCGCAUAUUUUACCAACAACUCCUCUAUUGUAUGAAACAACAAUCACUCUCACAUCCUUGGAUGGCAAAGAACUUCGAGUAUAUACUAUCAGCUGUUUACAGUCAUAAAAGCAAGUUAUCACUAUUGUACAACUAUAUAUUAAUUGUAAUUUAUUCAUGUAAAUUAUUGAUGUAAAUUU